AUGAGCGAUGGGCAGCAUGCAGUAGCCAAAAUUCUUGCCAUGGGGCUGCUUGAAGGAAACUAUUUUCCUGUCCAACUUUCGAAGACUUUUUUGGAAAGAACCAUAUUUGGAAAAGUUCAUUCUGAUCUAACUAGUGACUUUAUAGACUAUAUGUCACCUUCAGAUGCAGAACUCAUGAAACAUGCACUGGAUAAUUUUGAUGUUAAUUAUGAUGAUCCCAUAGAUAAUCUUGAUACUUUCCAAUGUAAAUGGCAACCCACUAAGGAUAACUUCAAGAAGUUGAUGAAAGGUGUGGCUGAUAAAGAGAUGAUCCAAAAGCCAAUGUUUGUGAUUGACUGUUGGCAUCCAAUUCUGAAAGAAAUCCUUGAUAACGAGGUUGAGCAGGCUUGUGAGAGUGAGACCAAGAGCCAAGAAAUUGAAGCUCGAAUGAUUGAAGAGUCAAGGAGAGACCUGAUGAGUGUCAAUAACAAGAUCGCUCGUUUCGAGAAAACGAGUAAAAUCUCGACAAAUUCCGAGCUCAGUACUGAACAAACUACAAAACAUGGAAACAUCUUCAGCGCCCUCCGGGAGGAGAGGGAUACAAGAGAUACAACGGCGGAGGUCUCCACACCUCCUGGGAACGAAGACGGCAACAGAGAUGGGAGUUCGGAAAGCAACAGGGACAUGUCCAAUGAAGUGAGUGACAGGAAAGAAAGAGAGGUUUACGAGAAAAGCAUUCAGGAGAAGUUUGAGGAAAAGAUCAGAUAUAGUCCCAAGCAAAGUAAGAAGGUAAAAAAUGAAGGGGGAAAAGCGGCUUGGAAGGCCGCGGUGCUGCGGUUGGUCCGCAAAAGUAGAGCGCUCGUGGAGCUCGCCAGGGAAUCUGCAGGUAUGGACGCCGACAUGAAAUCAGCAAUUUUCGGCAUCAGUGAAGUCUCGGAUACGAUUACGGAAGAACUAGGGGAGUAUGAACGGCGAACUGAGAAAGAGGAUGGUAUGAGGAAGGCUAGACAGGAGAUUGGCUGCUAG
Messenger RNA from Phaedon cochleariae (mustard beetle), 1005 nucleotides. Lineage: Eukaryota; Metazoa; Arthropoda; Insecta; Coleoptera; Chrysomelidae. The record is from the annotation of a GenBank genome assembly.